Messenger RNA from Phragmites australis (common reed), 2953 nucleotides. Its product is annotated as beta-galactosidase 4-like. Gene Ontology annotation, cellular component: vacuole; cell wall. Gene Ontology annotation, biological process: carbohydrate metabolic process. Gene Ontology annotation, molecular function: beta-galactosidase activity. NCBI's taxonomy places the organism in Eukaryota, Viridiplantae, Streptophyta, Magnoliopsida, Poales, Poaceae. The transcript has 17 exons. The record is from RefSeq and is a predicted model, not a curated record. Bases 334 to 2526 code for a protein of 730 amino acids.
CACCUUGCCCUUGGCGAGUGUGCUGUGCGCAUUCCACAGUCCAGGCUCGUUAGCUCAGGAGCUCACCAGCGAAGCGCGUGGUAACCAUCAAAAGGGGCGGCAAAAAGAAAGAUCAAACAAACGGGGUUAAAAAAACAAAUGCAGCAGCAAGAAAAGCUCGCGCACUCCCGUCGCCAUUGCCGCCCUCUCUCUCGAUAGAAACGCCACCUCACUCCACCGCCCACGCUCUUCCCGUUGCCACUCCGCUCGGCCAAAAAGCGGCAGGUCACUGCUCGCGGAGCAGCCGAGUGAAGGUUGGUUCUUGGAGGAGAGGUGAGGUGGGCGGUGUGCAGCAUGGCCGUGGCGGCGGCGACGCCUCUCCUUGUCGCCGGCGGCGGCCGGUUCCUGCUCGCUGCCUUCCUGGCGGCCGCCCUCUUGGCCUCCGCGGCCAAUGCGGCCGUCUCGUACGACCACCGGUCCCUCGUCAUCAACGGCCGCCGCCGCAUCCUCAUCUCCGGCUCCAUCCACUACCCAAGAAGCACCCCCGAGAUGUGGCCGGGGCUCAUCCAAAAGGCCAAGGACGGCGGCCUGGACGUCAUCCAGACCUACGUGUUCUGGAACGGCCACGAGCCGGUGCAGGGGCAGUACUACUUCGCCGACCGCUACGACCUCGUCCGCUUCGUCAAGCUCGCCAAGCAGGCCGGCCUCUACGUCCACCUCCGCAUCGGCCCCUACGUCUGCGCCGAAUGGAACUUCGGUGGCUUCCCUGUUUGGCUCAAGUAUGUACCAGGCAUCAGCUUCCGGACGGACAACGGUCCGUUCAAGGCGGCGAUGCAAAAAUUCGUCGAGAAGAUCGUGUCCAUGAUGAAGUCCGAGGGGCUGUUCGAGUGGCAGGGAGGUCCAAUUAUCAUGGCGCAGGUGGAGAACGAGUUCGGGCCGAUGGAGUCCGUCGGGGGCAGCGGCGCAAAGCCGUACGCGUACUGGGCAGCCAAGAUGGCCGUGGCGACCAACGCCGGCGUGCCGUGGGUGAUGUGCAAGCAGGAAGACGCCCCGGAUCCCGUGAUUAACACUUGCAAUGGCUUCUACUGCAACAACUUCACCCCGAACAAGAAGUACAAGCCGGCCAUGUGGACCGAAGCCUGGACCGGAUGGUUUACGAGAUUUGGAGGCGCUGUGCCUCACCGGCCGGUGGAGGACAUGGCCUUCGCCGUGGCAAGGUUCAUUCAGAAGGGUGGCUCCUUCGUGAACUACUACAUGUACCAUGGAGGGACAAACUUUGGACGCACGGCCGGUGGCCCCUUCAUCGCAACCAGCUACGAUUAUGACGCCCCGAUCGACGAAUUUGGCCUUCUUAGGCAACCGAAAUGGGGUCACCUGAGGGACCUGCACAGGGCCAUCAAGCAGGCUGAGCCAGUGCUGGUUUCUGGCGAUCCAACGAUCCAGUCACUUGGAAACUACGAGAAGGCAUACGUCUUCAAGUCGAAGAAUGGAGCCUGUGCUGCGUUCCUGUCGAACUACCACAUGAAUUCUGCCGUGAAAGUCAGGUUCAAUGGGCGUCACUACGACCUCCCUGCAUGGUCCAUUAGCAUUUUGCCAGACUGCAAAACUGCGGUCUUCAACACCGCAACGGUGAAGGAGCCAACUCUGCUGCCAAAGAUGAAUCCGGUGGUGCGGUUUGCUUGGCAGUCCUACAGCGAGGACACAAACUCGCUAGAUGACAGCGCAUUCACAAAGGAUGGCCUGGUUGAGCAGCUCAGCAUGACAUGGGACAAGUCGGACUAUCUGUGGUACACCACCUAUGUCAACAUCGGUGCCAAUGAGCAAUUCUUGAAGUCUGGCCAGUGGCCUCAGCUCACUGUCUACUCCGCUGGGCACUCGAUGCAGGUGUUCGUCAAUGGGAGGACAUAUGGAUCUGUUUAUGGCGGGUAUGACAACCCGAAAUUAACAUACAACGGGCAUUUGAAGAUGUGGCAGGGCAGCAACAAGAUCUCCAUCCUAAGUUCAGCAGUUGGCCUUCCUAAUGUCGGAAACCAUUUCGAGUCGUGGAACGUCGGCGUCCUUGGACCGGUGACCCUCUCCGGCCUGAAUGAGGGGAAGAGGGACCUCAGCCAUCAGAAAUGGACAUAUCAGGUCGGCCUGAAAGGCGAGUCGCUCGGCCUCCACACUGUCACCGGGAGCUCUGCCGUCGAAUGGGCCGGUCCUGGCGGCAAGCAGCCACUGACUUGGCACAAGGCCUUAUUCAACGCGCCGGCGGGGAGCGACCCGGUGGCGCUGGACAUGGGCAGCAUGGGCAAAGGCCACAUCUGGGUGAACGGCCACCACGCCGGCCGAUACUGGUCGUACAGGGCCUACUCCGGCAGCUGCGGCCGGUGCAGCUACGCCGGCACGUACCACGAGGACAAGUGCAUGUCUAACUGCGGCGACCUGUCCCAGAGAUGGUACCACGUUCCGCGGUCGUGGCUGAAGCCGAGCGGGAACCUUCUGGUGGUGCUGGAGGAGUACGGCGGCGACCUCGCCGGCGUCGCUCUGGCGACAAGAACCACAUGAACUCGUUCAUACUGCGACGUAUGAAUAUGAUUACAAAUUUUCAGAGCCCAGGAGAGGAGAAAACCGGUCACGCAGUAUUCGUCGAUGCCUCGACGGUAUUUAUACAGACCAGAACACCACGGGACACACACAGCUACAGACUACAGUGUACAAGAGGAGAGGGAGGGUGACAUUUAGUGCAGAGCGGAGAGGGUGGUUGCCGGCCAUCAGUGCGGCUGCAGGAACGGCACCUAGCUGCACCUGCACCGGCAGGCCACUGGCACACACUUCGAGCUCAAUUCAAUUGGAUUCUUUUCUAAGUUCCAAUUCUCUGAAAAUUAUUACAAUGUAUGCAGGCAGCACUGUUGCUUGCGACAGGUGACUGCUGCCAUUUUUUCUGCAGACGUGAACACUGAUCGAUCUAGCUUGAUUUAUUUAUGGGAGGGUA